AUGACUUCUGGUAGCUGUAUUGGAAUUUCUACCAUGAAGCCUUGUUGUAGAAUCCUAACUAAAUUGUCCCGAUCAACCUAUUCCAGUUCAAUCCAUAGUCAUAGAUACUAUAGAUGUAAGAAUAAUACUAAGAUUGUAGGUUAUAUACAUGUGACGGAUUUGAAUCGGAGAGAUUUUAGUAUUUCCGAUUCGAAUUGGGGUCACUCGAGGGAUUUUAGCACAAGUUUUUUUGUUAAAAUUGGUAGUGUUAGACCUAGGGUUGUAUCGUUGAUACCGAAUGUAGCUUCGAAUUUUAGAAACGAGUCUACAUCGGUUGAUUCGAAUGUUAAUGACAAAAGCUUUGAGAAUAUUUUCAUUCAAACUAGUUUGAAUGCAAAGCCGUUGUUGUGUGAAGAAAUUGAGACGGAUGAUCGAAGGAAAUUGGAAAAAGAGGAUGGGUUAAAUGUAAAUUUAGAUAAUAAUUUGAAUGAUUUGAGUGAGGAUAAAGUUGAGAGGGAGCUUUCUGAGAUUGAAAAGGAAGCUUGGGAGUUGCUUCGGAGUUCUGUUGUUACGUACUGUGGGAAUCCAGUUGGGACUGUUGCAGCUAAUGAUUCGGCUGAUAAUCAGCCUCUGAAUUAUGAUCAAGUUUUUAUUCGUGAUUUUGUUCCAUCUGCACUUGCGUUUCUGCUUAAUGGCGAAGGGGAAAUUGUCAAGAAUUUUCUACUUCACACAUUGCAAUUGCAGAGUUGGGAGAAGACUGUUGACUGCUACAGCCCAGGGCAAGGAUUGAUGCCAGCAAGCUUCAAAGUUAGAACUGUUGCUCUUGAUGGAAGUAAUGAAGCAUUUGAGGAAGUUUCAGAUCCUGAUUUCGGUGAAUCGGCAAUAGGCCGUGUUGCCCCUGUUGAUUCGGGAUUGUGGUGGAUUAUAUUGUUGAGAGCAUAUGGGAAAUUAACGGGCGACUAUUCAUUGCAAGAUAGAGUGGAUGUUCAGACAGGCAUAAGACUGAUCCUUAAGUUGUGUCUAACUGAUGGAUUUGACAUGUUUCCUUCUCUACUAGUCACCGAUGGUUCUUGCAUGAUUGAUAGAAGGAUGGGAAUUCACGGUCACCCUCUUGAGAUACAAGCAUUAUUUUACUCUGCUUUACGCUGUUCCCGUGAGAUGCUGAUAGUGAAUGAUACAACAAGUAAUCUCGUGGCUGCCGUUAGUAAUCGCCUUAGUGCUCUCUCGUUUCACAUGAGAGAAUAUUAUUGGGUUAACAUGAAGAAGAUUAAUGAAAUUUAUCGGUACAAGACAGAAGAAUAUUCUACUGAUGCUGUCAACAAGUUUAACAUCUAUCCAGAGCAAAUUCCUUCAUGGCUUGUGGACUGGAUAUCCGAGGAGGGUGGAUACUUCAUCGGCAAUCUACAACCUGCUCACAUGGACUUUAGAUUUUUCACGCUUGGGAACCUUUGGGCCAUUGUCUCUUCUUUAGGUACAACAAGACAGAACGAGGGCAUUUUGAACUUAAUUGAGGCCAAAUGGGAUGAUAUCAUUGGUCAAAUGCCUCUCAAGAUAUGUUAUCCCGCGUUGGAGGGUGAAGAUUGGCGUAUAAUUACUGGCUGUGACCCCAAGAACACCCCUUGGUCAUAUCACAAUGGUGGAUCUUGGCCAACACUUCUAUGGCAGUUCACUUUAGCAUGCAUCAAGAUGGGCAGGUCUGAUUUAGCACAGAAGGCAGUUGAUUUAGCAGAAAAAAGACUUGGUGUGGACCAAUGGCCAGAAUAUUAUGAUACUAGAAAUGGAAAGUUUAUUGGGAAGCAAUCAAGGUUGAUGCAGACAUGGACAAUUGCUGGUUUUGUUACUUCAAAGAUGCUUCUAAAAAAUCCAGAGAAAGCAUCUUUGUUGUUUUGGGAAGAGGACUUUGAAAUUCUUCAGAAUUGUGUCUGCAUGCUUAACAAAACUGGUAAAAGAAAGUGUUCCCGUUUUGCAGCAAGAUCUAAGAUUCUUGUUUAA
This is a messenger RNA of Vicia faba (fava bean), 1971 nucleotides long. NCBI's taxonomy places the organism in Eukaryota, Viridiplantae, Streptophyta, Magnoliopsida, Fabales, Fabaceae. The record is from the annotation of a GenBank genome assembly.